GACCGGGUUUGCUCUAGACCGCAUGUCUACUCGACGUGUGCGGUCGACAGAGCACUCCCUUUUCCUCAUCACACGGCCAUCGAUUCGGCAGUCCUGCAGCACGGUCGCAUCACAGUGUUCACUGGAGCGCUGCCUACUGAUGUGACAGCUUUCUCGGACUGGAAUCAGACCGGAGUCUUCACAUUGCGUGUCGACCAGGCAACGACGCCAGGUGGCGCAUGGGCGGCUCAGUUGAGAACCACGGAUGCAUUCAGGGUGGCACAGCAUGGGAGUCUUGAUCCAGCCGCUCACAAUCAGGGUCCUGUGAGCGCUCAGUUUGCGGUGUUGGAGUAUGACGACCUUCACGCUGUGCUUGGAUCCCCAGGAUGGACGGCGAGCGCGGCUGCGCAAGCACAAUUCCUCGCAGCCGGCUGGACAGGAAUCGCAGGUCCUGUCAACAUCACAGCCCCAGCAAGAAACGCACCAGGCAGGCUUACGAUCGGAUCGCACAAGCACAUCGUUACCACGAAUCUGGCAACCAUCGAGAGCUUGAAAGAUGCUUACAGCAGCUAUCUUAGCGCGCUGGUAGCUGGUGCAGUGGUCACCCAGAUUGAUGGCAUUCAAGUGGCGGUUCGGGCGGUCGGUGCUGCUGCCCCUGGAAAUCUGGGCCAUGAAGUGGCGCCUUGGUCUGCAGCAAACCCAGCGACUGCAGGGCAGUCUUUUGACCAAGCGAUGGCAACAUUCUUCGCUGGCGCAGAAAUCACGGUCGUGGCUGUGUUCGUUGCUUCCGAAUGGACCGACGACAAUGGCAAUGAUGGCAUCAACGUGGAUGCGUUGUGGAGAUCCAUCACUGUGACCGAAUUCCAGAUUGCGACACCGGCGGAACGCCCCAUCGCAGCCGCCGCAGGCGCUGGUGCGGCAGUGGAUGCCUUUGAUAUGGCCCUCGACUCGAUCCUGGGGCAGCUGGCAUAUGGCUCCGGCCAUGACUCUUCACCCGAAUACUGGGUGUUUGAGUUUCCGGUGGUUGCAGCCCCUUUCGUUCAGCCUGCGAACUCGGGCAGUGCGGCUGUUACCAACGCAGGGUUGGCGGCAAAUGGCCUGACAGGCGCAUCGAGGCAAGUGGUGCAACAGAUGCUGGAUUGCGAUCUUCGUCAGUCAAGUACCGUGGGGCUUGCCAAAUUGGGAGGAGACCACACGCUUGGUGGCAGUGAUUCGCACUUAAGUGGGAUCGUCGAGAAAGUGGCCCUUUCUUGCCAGCAUAUUGCAGAAGGUGCUGCUUUCCGCUGGAAUCAGGCAGCAAACGGUGGCAAUGGAGCUGGGUCCCGUGCCAACACCAAUGGAGACCGAAUCGUUUGCACGGUUUAUCAUCGAGCCAGGCAUCCGAUCUGUGCCCGCACUUCUGCUAUGUUUACGACGGGCUCUCACCCGUCAAAAGGCUUCCGCACCAUUGCACUCGGGGCCAUGGCAUUCAUCCCAGCGCCGUCCCGGUUCCUCACUUUGCGGGGUGGUUUCACGCAAUUGCCACAGGUUAAUGGCUGCACGUUUACGGUGCUUGGUGAGGGGCUGGCCAAGCUCAUGGUCAUGGACGGCACCUUGGCAGCAGUUUCGAAUGAGCAAUGGUGGAAUGACGUCGGAAACGCCACCAGACUGGUGUAUGGUGGCCUGUGGAACUGCCAGUCGUCAGCUGCUUGGUAUGUGAUGUUCAGCAACACGGGUUCCCGCAGCGCAGCUCUGACUUCUGAGCUCAACAACCCAUUGCCCAAUGCAUCAGGCCUGGACAAUUCGCAUCCGUCGGUUCAGAUGCUCCUCUCCUUCGCGAAGGAGUACGCAAGCAAGUUGCAUCCUUCGGGUAAGCUUCUCAAUGCCGAGCUCGUAGCCCAGGCUCCGGCUCCAACUCCGCAAACCAUCGCACUGAUUGCAGCGCUGAGGCAGAGACGCCGCGCCCAAGUGUCAGCUGACGUGGCUACGAUGCUUGCGAACAUGCUCGGGCGAGGCACAGCUCCCAUCGUCACUGCGGCAGAGGCCAUGGUAGCAGCAGCCCGGCAAAUGCACGCUCGCUUGAAUGGGCCGCUGGUGCCACCCAUGACAGUGGCGAACUGCUCUUUGGACCCAACAGCGCAGCAAGCAGCAUCAACAUUCUGGCACAGCAUCUUGCAGGCCACAUACAAUGGUGGGGUGGCUCCGACCGUAGCAGGUGGCAUUGCGGCUGCUACAGGAGGUGCCUCCCUCGAGGUGGACAGUUGGGUGGCUGGCAAUGUUCAGAUGGCCGUCGAUCUGUGGGGAACUGGCCAGCUCCGCCAUGGCAUGAUCACACGCAUGUGA
Symbiodinium necroappetens is the source of this 2301-nucleotide messenger RNA. NCBI's taxonomy places the organism in Eukaryota, Dinophyceae, Suessiales, Symbiodiniaceae. The record is from the annotation of a GenBank genome assembly.